CCUCUCCUCGUGCCAAACCCGAAGCACGGACAACACCCGCAGCCAGACCGAGCUCAAAGCCACCGCUCCUCCGCGCCUCCAUUGUUCCCUCGGCAAAGACAGUAGGAAUUCGGCCGACCGAUCCAUGGCGGCCCGGUACGUGGAGAUGCUGGACAUGGGCGUGCGCAUCGCGGCGAGGUUCCACUCCCACUGCCCGCAGACGGCGCGCAUGUACUACAAGCCGCCGCAGUCAACCUCCUCCUCCUCGUCCUCGGCCGCCUCGACGGAUCGGAAGGCCGCCGGCUUCGACCACGAGGCUGCGGCGGCUGCUGCGUUCCGGCCCUUUGCCGCGACGACAUCCUCAGCGGGGUUCGGCUCCGGCGUUCAGCCAGGUUUCUGUUUCAACACCGCGCAGGUGCUCAUCUACGAGGUCGUAUGAGGAAUUUAAGACUCUCCGACCAACGCCGGCUAGCAGGAGUAGUUUAUCGGGAGAGACCUCUGGAAUGAGGAAUUUUGUUUGUGGCCAAUGGGUUGAUCGGCUGUGCUUAGCUUAGUCUGUAACACCAUUCUUUAAUUCGUUUGCUACUAUGUCCUUGCGGGAAUUGAUUAAAGAAACAUGAUUUUCUUGCUUGCCCCUGUCA
Lolium perenne is the source of this 620-nucleotide messenger RNA. RefSeq lists its product as uncharacterized. The record is from RefSeq and is a predicted model, not a curated record. NCBI's taxonomy places the organism in Eukaryota, Viridiplantae, Streptophyta, Magnoliopsida, Poales, Poaceae.